Messenger RNA from Aspergillus vadensis CBS 113365, 705 nucleotides. RefSeq lists its product as uncharacterized. The record is from RefSeq and is a predicted model, not a curated record. The transcript has a single exon. Bases 109 to 567 code for a protein of 152 amino acids. NCBI's taxonomy places the organism in Eukaryota, Fungi, Ascomycota, Eurotiomycetes, Eurotiales, Aspergillaceae.
CAUGAUGCCGCCGGUCUGCGACUACGGGUUUACCGCGGCGGAUGAACCACCGACCAGGUGCCUGGGAUUCCUUUCCCCAGUGCUAACGGAAGCUGUUGUCUCAGGUUGAUGGAGGAGACUGUAAGCUGGUCGACGUCAUCGUCCUCAUCAUCGUCAUCGUCCCCUCGAUCUGGUCGACGGAUGCAAUUGCAUGCCAGUUCGUGUGGCACGAAUGCCCAUCCCUCCUCCUUCUCAUCCUCCUCCACACCCUCGAGGCCGGAUGUUUUUCCCCUCCUUUCCCGUUCGUUAGCUGCCACGCCAGUUGACCGGGGAGAUCUUCCCAAAAAGCGGAGAAGCAGUGUCCAUCUCUCAUGGCAAAUCAAGGUCUUGCAAUCACCUUAUGCGAACAUUGCCUUUUCCGGCCUCGCUUUUGCUUUCUUUCUUUAUCACUGUUACCCCUCGUCUUGUCAAUCCAUUGCCCGUCCCUUGCUGAUUUGUUGUUUCGUCCAUUCCUCCCCCCAAUUCCAUUCUCCCCCUCCCUCUUCCCCUCGCCGUUGGCCAAUUUCCCCCGGCCGGGUGCUAGAGUAGACACUUCAAUCUUUUCGCCCAUUUGACCACAUGCAAGUCACGCCAUUAGCCCGUCUACAGCUUUUGGGUCUUAAGGAUCGGCGACUUACAGCAUGGUGCAAGCCCUGGCGUCACUCCCGCAUUGCCAGUGAUGCGACC